CAACGGCAGGCCCUCUCAGAUGCUGCCGCGACACGUACCCGCCGUAUCACUUGGCUUGGUCUAGGCGCAAUGGGUCUGCAGUUCGGCAUCCUCGCUCGCCUUACCUGGUGGGAGUACUCCUGGGAUAUCAUGGAGCCAGUGACAUAUUUUGUUGGAUAUGGCACUAGCAUGGCAAUUUACGCCUAUUAUGUGACCACACGACAGGUACAACUUGGCCUUGAAAGUUUCAGAAAGCCGACUGUCGGCUAA
Molecule: messenger RNA, 249 nt
Organism: Protopolystoma xenopodis
Lineage: Eukaryota; Metazoa; Platyhelminthes; Monogenea; Polystomatidea; Polystomatidae
Source: the annotation of a GenBank genome assembly